Caenorhabditis angaria is the source of this 1915-nucleotide messenger RNA. Lineage: Eukaryota; Metazoa; Nematoda; Chromadorea; Rhabditida; Rhabditidae. The record is from the annotation of a GenBank genome assembly.
AUGGGAAUCCUUCAUAUUCUACUCUUGGUUGCGACCUUCGUAACAUCUUCAAAUUGCGAUUGUAUUCGAUAUCUCGAAUCUGACAAUUCAAUCGUUCAAUUGGCAACAACUCAAAGAUCACAAGGAAAUCUGAGCUAUGCAGGUAAGGAACGAGCGCUGUGCGCGAGUGUAAACCGCAAGCUUCCGCGUAGCGGUCAAGUUACACUACUUGUAAGCGUAAUUUGGCCGCUGAAGCGGAAGAUAGUGCCGCUGCGCGGAAGCUCGCGUAAACCAGUAUUCUCCAGACUGUCAAACUCUCUGCCAAUCCAAUGCCUCCUGUGUCAUCGCAUCAAGUCUCGCUUCCGGUGAAUGUUUAACAGUUGAUUUCGGAAAUGCCAAACUCGUUCAUCAAAGUGGCCAAUAUUCCGGUUCAAAGUUAUCAAUCAAAGUAAACGUGCCAGAUGAUUCGUGCAAUUUGACAGACGAAGAGGUUUUACAAGGACUUCGAAUGGGCGGAUUGACGGGUUCGACGAAUUAUGCAAAAUAUAGAUAUUGGCAAGUUAUGCAAAAGAGAUCCGAAUCAUAUUGUGUUUAAUCAUGCUUUGAAACUUGAUCAUGGUGAUUGUUGGGAUUCGUGGUAUGAAGGAGAUCAACAAUUCUGUUAUACUGUAAGUUGGGAAAACGAGCGGAGCGAGUCUAAGCCGGAAGCUCCCGCGUAGCGGCUAGUUACCAUAACUUCUUGAGAUUCAGAAGUUAGGUUAACUGGCCGCUGAAGCGGAAGAUAGUGCCGCUUCGCGGAAGCUUCCGGUUUAGACUCGCUUCGCUCGUAAAAGCGGUCAGUUAACCUAACUUCUAAACCUUAAGAAGUUAUGGUAACUGGCUGCUAAACCAAUAUUCUUUACGAGCGGAGCGAGUGUAAACCGCAAGCUUCCGCGUAGCGGCACAAUCUUCCGCUUCAGCGGCCAGUUAAGCUAACUUCUUAAGGUUCGGAAGUUAGGGUAACUGGCCGCUAAAUCGACAAAGGAAAAUACGAACUGUCCGAAACUUGUACGUUUCGGACCGGUGUUGAAAACGGCCAGUAACCACUCGAAAACCGGCCGGUUUGUGCUCGAAUUCAACAAAAACGGCCGGAUUUUGGAAAACCGGUCAGAAACCGGCCGAUUUUUGAGUGGUUACUGGCCGUUUUCAGCACCGGUCCAAAAAGUACAAGAUUCGGACAGUCCGGCCAGUUUGCAUUCGCCUGUGCGAUAUUUUUACGAGCGGAGCGAGUGUAAACCGGAAGCUUCCGCGUAGCGGCACUAUCUUCCGCUUUAGCGGUUAGUUACCAUAACUUCUUGAGGUUAAGAAGUUAUGGUAACUAGCCGCUGAAGCGGAAGAUAGUGCCGCUACGCGGAACCUUCCGGUUCACCCUCGUUCCUCUCAUAACCAUAUCAAUUUCCAGUUCCUCUACGGCUCCUACGAUCAAACAACAGCUCGUGAAACCUGCGACCUCUUCAAUGCUCAUUUAUACGGUGCAGCUUUCCCAGUCGACGAUGCUUGGUACGCAGCCCUCGGAAUGCGUCGAAAAUCAAUCAGCGGUGGUUCAAUUCUAUUGGGAGCUCGUAGAAAUUACACCUGUUUGGGGCAAAGCACCGGAAAGUGUGCGAAAGGAAAGGGAUUCCAAUUUACUGAUGAAUAUGUCACCGAAUUGCAUCCACGUAAAUUCAGAUUCGGGGCUGGAUAUCCAAUCGCCGGAAAGUGAGUUAUCCUAACUUCUGGGGGACUCUUCAAUAAUAAACUAUGUAUUUCCAGAGAUUGUUAUGCUCUCCAAGUUCCACUCGCUUCAAAUGGAACCAAUUAUCAAUUCAUCAAUGUGAAUUGCGAUGGAACUUCUGAAGAUCUUGUUGGAAUCGCAUGUGCUGCUCCAUUGAUUCGCGAUCUUCCACAAAAUUAUUAA